CUCAUUUCAUCACAACACAAUCAUCCCUUUUCUCUCUUCAUAAAAGUUGAUUGAAAAAUAAGUCAUCAUGUCUGUUACUCUGGAUGUUCAGGUUCCUUCUCAAUAUCCUGCCGAUAAGGUUUUUAAGGUUAUUAGUGAUUUUGACAACCUCGCACCUAAGGUUAACCCUCAAUUUAUCAAGUCCAUUGAGACAGUACAAGGGAAUGGAGAUGUUGGAACUAUAAAGAACCUCACGUUUGGUGAUGCUGUCCCAUACAAAAGUGCAAAAUACAAGGUUGAUGCCGUAGAUCCCAGCAACUAUAGCUAUGACUACUCAGUCAUCGAAGGUGACAGCCUGAUAGGUAUACUAGACUCAAUCAAUCAUCAUGUUAAGAUUGUGCCUUCUUCUAACGGAGGAAGUGUGUACACACAAACCGUUAUCUAUAAUUGUAAAGGUGCGGAGAAACCAUCCGAAGAGUUUCUUAAGAAAGAGAAAGAGGUGUACGAGAACAGCUACAAGGCUAUUGAAGCCUACGCCGCUGCUCAUCCUGAAGUUUAUUAAUAAUUAUAACUCACUCGAUGUAUUUUGCUUGCUUUUCAGUAUGGUUUGAAAUAAUGGACAAGGUACCAGUUGAAUAAGUGGUGUACAACUCGAUGUAUUUUGCUUUUUAGUAUGGUUUGAAAUAUUGGACAAGGUUCCUGCUGUAUGAAUAGUUGCUGUACCAUGUUUCAGUUUGAUGCUAUAUAUAAAAAUAAGUAGUCAUUCUAUAAUGACUUAUAAGAGUU
Molecule: messenger RNA, 765 nt
Organism: Helianthus annuus (common sunflower)
Lineage: Eukaryota; Viridiplantae; Streptophyta; Magnoliopsida; Asterales; Asteraceae
Product: root allergen protein
Exons: 2
Coding region: 68-541 (157 amino acids)
Biological process (GO): abscisic acid-activated signaling pathway; defense response
Cellular component (GO): cytoplasm; nucleus
Molecular function (GO): protein phosphatase inhibitor activity; abscisic acid binding; signaling receptor activity
Source: RefSeq, a predicted model, not a curated record